Symbiodinium pilosum is the source of this 1695-nucleotide messenger RNA. The record is from the annotation of a GenBank genome assembly. NCBI's taxonomy places the organism in Eukaryota, Dinophyceae, Suessiales, Symbiodiniaceae.
AUGGCAUCUGUACCGCUCAUUGUGUUCCUGGUUGCACUGUCCGGCCUCUUCUCCGGCCUCACUUUGGGCCUGAUGGGGCUAGAUGUCAUCGGUCUUCAAAUAGUUCAGAAAGGGGAGAACAAGGAGAUGGCCAGGUGUGCCGCGAGAAUAGCGCCGAUCCGAGAAUCUGGAAACCAACUCCUGUGCACCCUGCUGUUGGGAAACGUGGCGGUCAAUUCGGCCUUGUCCAUUUUGACAGCAGAGAUUGCCAGCGGUUUGGUUGGAUUUUUGGUCUCGACCGCUUUGAUCGUUACGUUCGGCGAGAUUUUGCCCCAGGCUGCUUGCUCCAGAUAUGCGCUUCAGGUUGGCGCAAGAACUGUUCCCAUCGUGAAGUUUCUGAUGAUUCUUUUUUUCAUCAUCACCAAGCCGAUGAGUAUUGCUUUGGAUUGGCUGCUGGGCCAGGAGGUUGGCACGAUCCACAGCCGAACAGAGCUUAUGGAGAUGCUGAAGCUCCAGAUCUCUUUGGGUGCUGUGGAUGCUGAGGAGGGAAAGAUUGCACAGCAGGUCGCCGAAGGUGCCUUGAGCUUUCGCGACAAGCAGGUCGGCGACAUCAUGACACCACUGGAGGAUGCUUAUUUCCUGAACAGUGACACGAAGCUUGGAUACGACGCCAUCCGGGAGAUCUUCGAGACCGGAUUCAGCCGAAUCCCCAUUUAUGGCAGAGAUAAGCACGAAUACCGUGGCCUUUUGUAUUCGAAGGACUUGAUGCUUGCUGACCCCGAAGAUGAGAUGAAGGUGGGUGACUUCAUUCAAAUCUUUGGCAGGAAGGUAGAGACCGUUUUCGAGGAGACGAAGCUGGUGGCCUGCUUAAAUGCCUUCAAAAAGGGCGGUACGCACAUGGCGCUCGUGCGCAAGGCAGUCACAACCGUGGACACCGAUCCACGCUUUGAGAUCGUGGGAGUCCUGACCCUGGAAGACAUUGUGGAAGAGAUCAUUCAAGAGGAGAUCGUGGAUGAGACAGAUGUGUAUGUCGAUGUUGACAGGCAGUUGAAGAUCCGGGGUCGAGACGAGCGCAAGUUCGACCUAGGCGUCUUCAAUCCAAUCUGGCGGUCCAAAGCAGACAAGCUGAGUUUGGAGGAGGUUAGUGCCAUCUCCGCACAUCUGACGCGAACAGCCUUCGCAGAAGGAAGCCCCUGCCCACUCCACUUCGAAACAGUCACGUGGCUGGUUGGAGAGGCGGAGGUCAUGAACUUGAAGCGCCACGCUGCUUCCGGGCAGGGUCCGACUGACGUCGACAUGCUUUACAAAUCCGGCCAGCAGACAGACCGGUGCACGCUGAUAUUGCAAGGACGGCUUGGAGCUUUCGUUGGCCAUGAGUCCUUCAAGACAGAGAAUGGAGCGUUUUCAGUGCUGGCAAGGGAUGCACUGACAUCAGACUUCUUCACCCCAGACUUCGAUGCCUUCCUCAGUACCAGCAAGGUACGCAUAUUGUCCAUCAAGCGGGAGCUCUACAAUAGAGCGAAGGAGUUGGAGAAGGAUCCCGCUCAGCUGGAGAGGGCAAAAAGAGCCCAGGCACACAUCAUGCCGCGAAUGCCGACUGCACGACGGCUCAGCGUCAGAAAUCGUGCCAGCACAGAUGAGGACGACGGAUCACCACGCGUCUCCCACUGCAGCGCCGGAAGGCAAUCGCCGGUGCAAUCGCGAGCUCAGCUAUGA